AUGGAGGAAGAAGAAAUACCAGAACCCAGCGUGUUGGACUUCUCGCUCGAAGAGUCUUUACGCACAUGUGUACAAAACUUGGGCCAACAGGAAUUACCCCAUCCUACCGCGAGAGAUCUCUUGCAGGAACAGAACGUGCGCACACUCGGUGGAACAGCGGAAAACAAAGGACCAGCUGAUCUCACCACGGAAGAUCCCUUGCUGGACGACGAAAUCUUCAUACUCGUUCUGUACCCAUCAGAUGAUUACAAUGCCCCGCUUCUAGGCCGGAAGGAACGACUACAGUUAACACCAUACGGAUCACUGGGCAGCGGUCUUGAUGAUAGGGGAUACGAGGCUAUCUCAUAUACGUGGGGGACGAACGCCUAUGGUGGUCUGAUCUCCAUAGAUGGCAAUGACCUACCGAUACCGUUCAAUCUCGAACUCGCCUUGUUAAGAAUACGAGAUGAUGAGCAAGAGCGACGAAUUUGGGUUGACGCAGUUUGCAUCAACACGCCCAAUCUGGUUGAGCGCAGUCAUCGAUUCUCUAAGGUCCGACAGAUCUUUCAAAACGCGGAGACGGUCUUGAUUUGGUUAGGUGAGGAGUCGGAGAACAACCCGGGGGCGCUCCGGUUCUUAAGCAGUACGAAGACCUGGAACAUGAGCAAUGAACCCUCCGACAAGUAUCUUGCUAUGAUGUGGCAAUCUUUACAAGAGUUUCUUAUGCACGCGUAUUUCACACGGGUUUGUGUUGUCCAGGAGAUCGUUGUUGCACGCCGCAUCAUCGUUCUCCACGGGACGGAUUCGCUUGACUGGACAACAAUGCGCGAAGCGAUCACGAUCUUCUACAGAAGAUUGGUUGACCGUAAGAUCGAAUCGGAAGAUGCGAACGCAAAAGUCAGCAGGGCCAUUUCUUUCGUCUCCAACAUCGACAAAUGCUCUCACUGGAUUGGCGGGCACGGCGCAUAUCGAGGCACAUGGUCUCCUGCCCUCAAUUUAGAGGAACUGGUAUUCAUGUUUUCAACUACCGAGUCUUCUGAUCCGCGAAACAAGAUACACAGUCUGCUUUCAAUUGCGGUCGAUGUUGAUGCUUGGGAAUCGAACGAGCGGUUCCCCGAAGACUCAAGAACAUGGGAAGAAAUCCAAAAGGUCUUUUACAUGUCUUGUAUGAAGUACUCCCAGAGUCUGGACGUGAUAUUCCGUCCUUGGAGACAGCACCAAUCGUCACCAUGGCUGUUGCAUCAAGCGAAUGAUAGUGAGUACACGGCCUCUUUGAUAGGAGCUCCACCAGGAGAGUCACCAUACAGCCUAUUCAGAGGCUAUACCUUGAGUUCCGAGCUCAAAAGUCUCAAUGUGCUGGGAGAUGAUCGCAUACACACCUCAGCCUACCUAUUCGACGAAGUGGAGACAGUCACCGAUGCCCACGACACUUUGGAUGUACCUUUGCCUCGAAGAUGGCUGUCCAAGAUUGGUAGGCUCAGGGGUUCUCAGUUUGUUCAUAACUUGUUGCCCAAAACCAUAGAGGAAGACCACGAAACAAUCUUCAAGCUUGUUUGCUUCCUCAAGGAUAUGGCCAAUGAUUCCGAAAACGACGAAGACUACUUUCACAAUCUCAAGUACGGCGUGCCACCGGUGACUGAACAGCAUUAUGCUUUCGAGCCCAACCCCCCAGAUUACGAGCCCGUCUUAGACAACGAUUUCCUCAUGCACCGCUUCACAUGCUCGGUAGAUGAGGACUGCUUAGAGGAUGCAGUCUGCCUCGAGCGCAUUCCCAAACGCAUAGAUCGCCCGGUACCAUGGAAUCAUAGCGAUGCUCCAGAUCUUGGCAUAGGUUGGGGCUUACAGCUGGAGGAAGGAUAUUCGAAUCGCGUAUGCAUGGCAUUUCUGGUCGGCAUUCUCGUGAGUGCUAUCAUGGGAGUCGUCUGGUCGAUAGUGGCAAAAGACUUACAAAGCGGUUUUGUCGUUGCUAGCUGGAUGGUCACUAGCGAAGCCAUUAUGGUCGGUGCAGUGCAGUUACUACUCAUCUUCCGGGCAAUAUGA
Molecule: messenger RNA, 2019 nt
Organism: Alternaria conjuncta
Lineage: Eukaryota; Fungi; Ascomycota; Dothideomycetes; Pleosporales; Pleosporaceae
Exons: 2
Coding region: 1-2019 (672 amino acids)
Source: RefSeq, a predicted model, not a curated record